GGGCCAUCGCAGCCGCGCGCAAAGAGGCCGAGCGGGAGCACGGACCGCGCGGGACCAGAAUAAUUUGUGCUUCCCUUAUACACCUGUGUGUGGAGUCAUCUGCAGAAGCAUGAUGGACCUAUCAGAGGUCACACCCUUAAAGAAGAUGAACUCACCAUCCCUUGGAAGCCAUCAUUGUCCUCUCUGCAGGUACUUUGUGCUCUGCUGAGUCUGGUGUACCCAGGGCUCCUUUUCUCAUCUGGAUGGAUGCCUAAUACAGAGACCUCUUUCUUCUACCUAUGGGAAUAAGCACCUGAAUGCUCAUCAGCACAGCAGGACCCCCAAGACCUGGCUGGAAGAUACCACCUCUCCUCACCUCUGCCCUUCCGACAGACUGUUCUGCGAUGACCACAGCAAGGUACCGGCCCACCUGGGACCUGGCCCUCGACCCACUGGUGUCCUGCAAGCUGUGCCUCGGGGAGUAUCCAGCGGAGCAGAUGACAACCAUCGCCCAGUGCCAGUGUAUCUUCUGUACCCUGUGCCUGAAACAGUAUGUUGAGCUCUUGAUCAAAGAAGGGCUAGAAACUGCAAUUAGCUGCCCGGAUGCUGCCUGUCCUAAGCAGGGCCACCUUCAGGAGAAUGAGAUUGAGUGUAUGGUUGCAGCUGAAAUUAUGCAGAGAUACAAAAAGCUACAAUUUGAGAGAGAGGUGCUCUUUGACCCUUGUCGGACGUGGUGCCCAGCAUCCACCUGCCAGGCCGUGUGCCAACUCCAGGACAUAGGGCUGCAGACCCCACAGCUGGUGCAGUGCAAAGCCUGCAACAUGGAAUUCUGCUCUGCUUGCAAAGCCCGCUGGCACCCUGGCCAAGGCUGCCCAGAGACCAUGCCCAUCACAUUCCUUCCCGGGGAGACCAGCUCUGCUUUCAAGAUGGAAGAGGGCGACGCGCCCAUCAAACGCUGCCCCAAGUGCAGGGUGUACAUCGAGCGGGAUGAGGGCUGCGCACAGAUGAUGUGUAAGAACUGCAAGCAUGCCUUCUGCUGGUACUGCCUGGAGUCUCUGGACGAUGAUUUCCUUCUGAUACAUUAUGACAAGGGGCCCUGCCGCAACAAACUGGGCCACUCCCGAGCCUCGGUGAUCUGGCAUAGGACACAGGUGGUGGGAAUUUUUGCUGGAUUUGGGCUCCUGCUCUUAGUGGCCUCCCCUUUCCUGCUCCUGGCCACGCCCUUUGUGCUUUGCUGCAAAUGCAAAUGCAGUAAAGGUGAUGAUGACCCAUUGCCCACCUAGAGCAUAGUUACCACGAUGCUGGACCAGAUCCCUUCCUCGGGACGUGUGGCUCCCCUAUCCCCCAUCACCCCCUCACUAAACAUGUCUUUUGCCUUAUGUGCCCCACUGAGCUUCAGAGUCCGGCUUGCUGCAGAGAUUUCAGGGAUGACGGCAGCGAGUGGGCAGAGGCCCAGGUGUGGUCUCCUGGGCGCUGCUGAGGCAAGGGAGGCAGAAGUGGGUAGGGCCAUCCCACAGAUUCGUUCUGUGGCUGCAAACCUGGCCGGGGUUGUCAUCAGCUGCACAUCAGGCAGUUUCCUUAGCCUGGCCGUAGACUGGAAAUGUCCAGUUUAUGAGACCCACUUGGACAAAGGGACACCUUGGCUUCGAGAUGGCACCGUGUUGUCAGUAGAAGUCUUUAAGGAUUAGGACUCUCUUCAGCCAGCACCUGAAUAUCCGACUUGAGAAAACCACCCUGUUUGUGACAACUGUUUUUAUUCCUAAAGGCAUUUAGUAAAAUCCUUUUUAGAAGGCUUUUCCCCCCUGUCAAAUGAGUAGUGAAAAUCAAUACGGUGCGUAUAAACCAUCCUAUGCCUUUUUUCGAAAUGUGCAUUUUAUGAAGUUAUAGAUAAAUCUUUUCUGGCCUGACCAUUUUUUCAGGAGCUACAGAAAGCCUUAUGCACACUCUGUGUUUUUCUUGGAACCUGCUGUAAUCAGUUUUUGAAUGCUGUGAGCUGUGUACUGUUACCCACACGGGCCCCAUGUCAUUGCAUUUCUUUGAAAACACUGCUACAUUUGAAGGAUCAUCUCUAGCUUUAUACCAUGACCCUCUGCCCCAGUUCAGCUCACAGGGCACAUUCCCUUCAGGCCUCUUUCUCCCAGAUGGCAUCAGAUGCCUUCGAGUAUCUUUAAACCAGAUGUUUUCCUCUGAACUAAUUUUACUCCAAGUGACUCUGUUUGGAUUUCUUGCCCAACUCUUUAGGCAGGCAGCAAGGAGACAGUGCCAUUUAUCCCUGGGGAACUCUUGGAGGCUGGGGUGGAGCUUUCUGAAGCUUCUGCAUUGUUCAAAUGCUUUAGGUAAUUUGAAAAAUCAUGUGACUCCCAUAGUCUGAACCCUGUAGUUGACCAGUUUGUUCUUGCUAGGAAAAAAAGGAGAGAGAAAGAAAGGAAGGAAGGAAGGAAGGAAGGAAGGAAGGAAGGAAGGAAGGAAGGAAGGAACCCUUCUGUUUCACUUAAUUUUUCUGAUAAGCAGAGUUUGUGAAUUGAUCCUUCUCUGGGCUAAGUGACAGUUUCCAUAUCAACAAAGAGCAAGAUAAGAAGAAGACACGGGUAUUCCACAAAUUGUCUCUGAAAAUAGGAAGCAGUGCUUUCUCUCAGAAUUGGCUUUCCGAGUUCAGUAUGCUUCCCAGGAGCAGGCUAGAGAUGUAGAGAUUUUGGGAGGGGGUGGCUGAUCUGAGGCUUAUUAAGCAUCCCACAAAGACAGAGACUUCUUAUCUUAGCCUUUUGUCUACUGCAGGCACAUCCUUCGUGGCUGUCUGUGUGACUCUGCAUUUAUGGGUCAAUGUUAAGCCCUAACAGACACUCCCUGCAGAGCAAUGACUUCAUUUUCUUUAUUUUUAAUUGUCAGUGAGUAACUGAGGUAAAAACAGAACCACUGGUCUCUCACCCUCUGGUACUGAUUUUCUUUAUUAAGCUAAAGUCAUUUAGAAUCUCAGUCCUCAUCAAAACCACAUUCAAAAAGCCCCCCUGGUAGUUGCAAAUUACCGGGUGUGACUUCUGGGUGUAGCCUUGGCCUUGAGCCUCUGUGGUCAGAAACUGGUCAGUAGCUGAGAUUUGAGACCUCAAGCCUGCAAUUUAUAUGAGAAACUAUCCAGCCACCACCUCUUAAAAUGCCUGUGAGGAAUCUCAGGAUUCUUGGUUCCUGGUUCCUUUCUGCCUUGCCUUGAUUACUGCUGCCUGAUUUGUUCAGUGACAUUCUGUCCUUGUAGGGGGGAGGGCAGGUGACUGCAGCUCAGGCUCCUUACUCAAAGAUGAGGUCACCUUAUGUCUGGGAGACUUCUCUGGAUGUUCACACAGCUGUGUAACCCCACCUAUGCUCACACAGCAGCCUACAGUGGGCCUAUUAAGCACAUGGCUGGACACAGAUGGGAACCAUAGGGACACCAGGGCCAACCCAGUGUGGUCAGAGUAUCCUGUCUGCCCUGAGUCUAUGUAUCAAGCACACUUGCUCAGUUGGCUUUAGUAAUGAAACCUAACUUGUCCAUUCCCUACAGAAACACCAGCAAGAUCACAUUGAAAUAUAUAAACUCGUGUUUUCUCCCUGUGGGAGUCCCUUUAGUAGAGGCUACCACCUGCAUUUAUUGUGGCCAUUCAGCCUUGAGCCACGUGUGAUGUGAAAUGCACAUGGAAGAGCAGAGGUGGCCCCAGGUGCAGCUGGUCUUUCUGUCAGUCCUAAGAAGCCUGAGGGGCUCUGUGAUCCUUCACAGCCUCAUUUCUGUGCUCAGUGUGGUUCCCUAGAACUGAAAAUGGAGUUCCCUGAGACAGACUGUUUUCCUGAUGGAAGAAGAGCUGGCCUUGUGGAGAAGGCCCUUCGUGAUAGGCCAUGGAGCUGUUCAGUAUGGCUUUAUGAAGCACUGGCUGGUCUGUGAGUUAUCCCAGAUGACCAUGCUAUAGAGUCUUACUGGGUGUCCUUGUCUCUGCCAACUGAGUCCUGUACCUGUGUCCUAUGUGGCAAGGCAUCACCCAGGGUGAUGCCUGUAGAGGCUGUCGUGAUAGGUGUUCAUGGAGGACCGGGUGACAGCUCCUUGCAGGGGCAGAGAUUUGGAUUCCAUGAGUUACAGCAGACCUCAUUACCUAGGAGUAGCUCAGACUGUAGAAACAACAUUUAUCCACCCACUCCAUCCCUGCUUCCGUACCUAUCUUGAGGAGAACAAAUACUCCCUAUAGUGUAUUAUCCCAUAAAGCAGAUGGGAGACUCUGGCCAGUUCCCCACUGAACACAGUGCACAUGGGAGGAAUGAUAAUCAGGCUGGAAAAACUGGCUUCUAGGUGAAUUUAUCUUUUCCAUUAGAGUUUAAAAGGGGAAAGGUUAUUUUAUGAAUUAGAAAAGUUUCCCUUGGUAGUCUUUAACUAUUAAGGGAUUGGAGAAAAACAGGGAGGACUUAUUUUGUAUACUUCCCAGAUUUCCACUGAUUAAUAAAUGUACCUGUGAAUAUAUAUAUGUAAAUCACAAUGAAAUUAUCAAGGGAAACCGUUUUGCAUGUAUGCCAUUUUAUGAAGGUUUCCUUAAAGAAAAUAAAUACCAAAGCUUGUUUCACCCCUCACAAUGAACCUAAACCUUAGGAAGUUAAAUGAGGUGAAGAAAUUUGGCUGCUGCCAAAAACUUAACCAGGAUGGAAGGGCUUAUGUUCAAAUAAUUAUUGAUGCCCUCUGACUAGGGGAACCCACCCUUUUGGUAGUCAAAACCCCAUGGUCUCCAGCCUUCCUGACUUGUAUAAUCCUGUCUUCCACGAUCCCAGGGCCCUUCAGUUAGGUGUAGCUGUGUGCCACGUGCCUGACCGUUCUUUUAUACUUUGCUUACUUUGCCUUGGGUGUAUUUUAAUCUUGUAUAAAACACAUGCAUGUGUCAGUCAUGCGCACGCGCACAUGAAUACAUUCUGUAUUUGACGAGUGGUGGUAAGACCAGACAAACAAAACAGAAGAGAAUUGCAUUUGUGGUUUUGCAAUGUGAGUACACUUUGUACCACUAACACUGUGAUGUAUAAGAGCUGUCUGAAUGCCUUUUCAUGUUGUGAUUUGUACUUUGGAAUCCUAUGGAAACAUUUGAUUUAUAUUCUCAAUACAUAUUUUAAAUGUAUUGUGUCUUAUGUAGUCUGUCUCCCCUUUCAAAGGGAUAUCUUUUUAAAGGUAUUUUGGCUGGAAUACAGGUGAUUAUUUUGUAAA
Molecule: messenger RNA, 5179 nt
Organism: Apodemus sylvaticus (European woodmouse)
Lineage: Eukaryota; Metazoa; Chordata; Mammalia; Rodentia; Muridae
Gene: Rnf144a
Product: ring finger protein 144A
Exons: 10
Coding region: 297-1262 (321 amino acids)
Biological process (GO): ubiquitin-dependent protein catabolic process; positive regulation of proteasomal ubiquitin-dependent protein catabolic process; protein polyubiquitination
Cellular component (GO): cytoplasm; ubiquitin ligase complex; Golgi apparatus
Molecular function (GO): ubiquitin conjugating enzyme binding; zinc ion binding; ubiquitin protein ligase activity
Source: RefSeq, a predicted model, not a curated record